Messenger RNA from Mya arenaria, 2389 nucleotides. RefSeq names its product E3 ubiquitin-protein ligase TRIM71-like. The transcript has 4 exons. Gene Ontology annotation, biological process: positive regulation of DNA-templated transcription. Gene Ontology annotation, molecular function: zinc ion binding; ubiquitin-protein transferase activity. The record is from RefSeq and is a predicted model, not a curated record. Gene Ontology annotation, cellular component: nucleoplasm; chromatin. Bases 146 to 1981 code for a protein of 611 amino acids. Lineage: Eukaryota; Metazoa; Mollusca; Bivalvia; Myida; Myidae.
UUAAGUCGUACUCGUUGUUGAUAAACUAAGCUAGAUAGUUAUGUAUCGGAUUUAAACCUGGGACUGCAGUGUGUUUAGUAAAUUUUAUUCAAUACAGUGGAGAAGGACACGUUUUAUAUUUAGCGGAUAUACAUUUGGACGUACAAUGGAGGUUCCCGGUAAGAAACUCCAUGAGGAUGGCCCCGCAUUGGACGCGGCGUACUGUCAGCCCUGCUCCCAGGAUGGGGAAACUCUUCCAGCCGAGGCUUACUGUACUGUCUGCAAGGAGCUCUUGUGCUCAACUUGCGUUAAUGUUCAUAAAAAGCAAAAAAUGUUAAAAUCGCAUACACUCUUGGAUAGGAGCUGCAGGCCAACAACUUUGAAGGCUAAGUCAGAUGUACAAACAUACACAGAGCUUUGCGACAUCCAUCCUGAAGAGCUGAUCAAAUAUUUUUGCCCCUCCCACCAGACACUCAAUUGUGGACACUGUUUAGCCACAGAUCAUAGAGCAUGUCCUAUUGACAUCAUCGCUGAUAUUUCAGAGGCAUUUAAAGAUGGACAGGAGUAUAGAGACAUGAAUCAAGCCAUUGCCCUACUGAUUAAGGCUAUCAAAGACGGUGCCGUCGACGUUGAAUCUAGAAUGCAGCUCAUUAACGAGUUUUCUGAAAAUGAAGUUUUAAAAAUACGGGAAUACCGAGUAAAAGUUAACAAGUACUUUGCAGAGAGGGAAAGCUCCCUUCUGGAGAUCAUAGAGCAAACGAAAAUGAUGGAUAUAUCUCUUUUAGACUCUUUGAAAACCAAAUUUGACAAUAUGAAGGACUGCGUUGAGGUCAUUAAGACGAAACUUGAAGCACAGGAAAGAAACACUGCUCAAUUGUUCAUUGAAGCCAAGAGAACCAAGAAACAGCUUGAAAGUCUGCAGUCCGCCUGGGAAGAUAUCGACAAGGAUAUUUCUAUUCACCGCUACGAGUUUAAAAAGGAUCUAGCAACUGAGGCGUUGCUUGCUUCAUGUACUGGCCUCGGAACGGUGAAGGCAAUGGCAACUAAAGAUAACACGUUAUACAACAAGCCAAGUUCAGAACCUGAUCAAGAACAGCUGGGUCUUGAGCCGGAUGUUCCAGUCAAAGUUACAGGUGUUCAGUCUGAAGCUAGUGUCUACCCUAUCAACAUGAAGUUCACAACAUCCAAAUCCAUCUCAGUCAUAUCGCCAUCUGACAAGCAUGAUUGCUGGCUGACCAAUGUACUCCUUCUGUCCGAGGACAGAAUACUACUAACUGACAAUAACACCACAGUUAAGUUUGUUGACCUGCAGACCAACAGCCUUGUGUCCACGGUAAGUCUGCCAGGUAAGCCAUGGGGAAUGUGUCUGCUCCCUUUGGAUCGGGUUGCUGUUAGCGUACCUCAUAACAGUUUUCAGUUUGUCAAUACACGGGGAAAGCUCUCCCUGAGUAAUAGUAUCAAGAUGAAGGAUGACUGUCGAGGAAUUGGUUACCAUAAUGGCAAGUUAAUUGUGUCUUACUACAGGGGAAGGGUUAAAAUAAUGGACAUGAAUGGGAAUGUGACAAAGAGGAUAACCAAUUAUAAAUCUGGACAACAUGUGUUCAGUAAACCUUUGUACCUGACAGUUGUCAAUGAUGGCAAAACAGCAGAUAUCAUUGUGUCUGACAGGGAUAUGCACACCAUUACUAAGCUUGACAUGGACCUGAAUCUUCUCCAGAUAUUCCAGGACCCUGCACUGAGAGGACCACUAGGCAUCAAUGCAGUGGGAAGCCAGCUUCUAAUCUGUGGUCAACAAAGUAACAACAUAAUAUGCCUGGACAUGUCCAGUGGCCAGGUGAGCCAACCACUGGGGAAGAAGGAAGGAAUACUGCGCCCAUAUCAUGUCUGCUCCAAUCAGCAGAAAAACAGGCUCUACGUCACUUGUAACAUUGAGAACUUUGCUAAAUUGAACAAUACAGUGAAAUCAUACAAGGCUGUUGGGCAUUUCAAAUCGGAUGUUUAAACUGCACAUGACUUAUGCAAAUAAAUGAAAGAGCUUAUUUUAAACAUUUAAUUAAUGGUCCUAUUUGCCUUGUCUGAUAAUUGAUAUUGAAGUUCGUUAUACAUGAAAUUACAUAGUGUUUUAAAAACAAAAGAACUUUUAUCGUCAAACAGAUCAACACUCUGCGAGAUAUUUGUUAGAGUAAAUGAAAUGUCGUCGAAAGAUAUGUUGAAGAAGAAAGCAUGUGGCAAUAACUGGCGAAAUUGUUAUCACAAUGGAUGUUUAGGGAAUGUCUCAACGUACUUGGUUCCCUUCGGUAUUGGAUCGAGAACAGUCAUUUAUUGCACAAAUGAUUAUUUACCUUUAAUGGUGGUCGGAACCCUUUUCCUUUAUGUGAAUCAGUGAUGGAUAGAUAGAAUACUGUGUGUA